AUGUGGGUUUGUCGCAGAUUUUCCACAAAAUGUUCUUAUUUCAAUGCGUACAUGUUUAUGGAAACCGCUAACACCAAUGGCUAUAAUAUUGACGACACUGUAACUGUUGCAAAUUACAAUAACAACGCUUGCUCUCCUUCACUUGUGCAAUAUUCGCAAUCAAAAUCUGAUCAUACGAUUGAUUCUAUGGCUCCCCGUACAGUCUCUGUUCCCUUUGGUAGUGUAUACACGACAACCAAUUCGCUAUCGGCCACAAAAUCAGCAUUUAAUUCCUCCGUAUCUUCAGCCUUAUUGAAAGUAGUGAUGGAUAAGCAGAGUCCGUUUCAUUUUCAACGUUUUGCCACUUGCACUUCUCAAGCAGUUCUAUCUGUUGAAUCCGGUGAGAAAAGAUUGCAUCAAAUUGCCUCACGAUGCAAUCUAGCUGAGAUGCGGGCGUUGCGCAUCAUGUCUAAUAUUGGUCAGCUUAACACAAUGUCGCGCAACCAGCCGUGCGGCAUCUUCGCUGAUAACUUGUCUGAUGUGACAGAGUCAAGCUCUGACGAUGACGAAGUACGGGAUGGUUUUCAGCAAUCAGAGACGUGGCUCCGGAAUCGUGCGGUUUUGCGUUGUCAUUGGUCCCUUCUACAAUCGGAAAUGGUCAAGGCGAUGGAUUGUUUGAAAAAUCUUAAGCCUUUGCGUUACCGUUGCAGAAAAUGGCGGAAGUCCCUUCCACUUCUUGCACAAGGCGGUUUGAUCGAAAGAAAUCUGGAAACGACAAGUCGUGUUCGUCCUUUUGAGAAGUCAGACAAACCAAGGCAUUAUUAUUAUGACUUGUCCUCUUUUUCUCAGGUGGAUUUCAAAUUCCCUGGCAGCGCCAAACCCGUCUGCAUAACACAUCCCCACUGCCGACAAACGUUCGCUAUGAGUUGCAUUUACUGCUGUCCUGCUUUCAAUAAAGAAACCGAGGUCGGUGUGACGCUCCCGGUUUCCAACAUUACAGAAAAAUCCAUCACUCUUGACAAAUUGAAAUGUCAGACCCGUCGAGCUGAGCAUCCUAAACAACUUAAGAAGGAUCCUGCGCUUCAUCAAGUUCAUCAGUCGAGAUACAGAGAUGGUCUCCCCUCCUGUUCAUCCGGAGUAUCAUCAACGAGUUCGCAGGAUGGUUACGAUUCCAGGCGUUAUUCCACUCUCUCGCAGUCCAUGAACCGACAAUCGUUUUAUAACAGACCAGUUAGUGACGACUGCAUGAACUAUUUUGAUUUCUCUUUAAACACUUUUAAAGAGACGAACUAUCGUCCCAGAAAGUUCGAAAGUGCGAAGCAAAUACCAGUUCCUUUGUGGCGAAAAGUUUCUUAUCCGUCAACAUUAGAUGUUGGGAAACGAGCUGAAGGUUCGGGUAUCUCGCACAGUCCUCGCGUCGCCAAUUCUCCCAAAAAUAGUCAGAUUAUGUGUAACUGCCGAAUUUCUCCACUAAACAGUGGACAGCUUGAAGAUGUGGCGGAUACGUGCUACGAGCAUUUGCAUUUGGCGGUGGCAGAGUACCACCGAAAAGUUGAUUAUCCUCUCUCCUUUAAAUUUCCGCCCUCUUCGAAUCUGUCAGACUUAUCCUAA
Echinococcus granulosus is the source of this 1590-nucleotide messenger RNA. RefSeq lists its product as hypothetical. Lineage: Eukaryota; Metazoa; Platyhelminthes; Cestoda; Cyclophyllidea; Taeniidae. Bases 1 to 1590 code for a protein of 529 amino acids. The record is from RefSeq and is a predicted model, not a curated record. The transcript is spliced from 6 exons.